GGAAUCAGUCAAGUUCUUAGCUUUGUACGAACUAAACGAAAUAAUAUUUCACAAAUUUGACUUCUACGAAGCGUUUUGCACUUGUGUUCAAAAUCGUCAAGCAAAUUGUCAAGCACAAUCUUUUUGUUUUAAAAAACCAAUACUGUUUCUUUCAAAUUCACUUAAUUCAACGAAUAAAACAAACAGCUCAGCAAAAAUGGUUGGAAUUAACGACACAAUCGGAAGCCCAAACUUGGUGCACAAAGUUGAUAUCGAAUAUGAGACAGCAACCUUUGGAAUGGGCUGCUUCUGGGGGGCAGAUGCUUUGUUUGGCGCCACGAAAGGUGUUCUACGUACUACAGUCGGCUACUGCGGUGGCACCACCGAAAAUCCAACCUACAAAACUAUUGGUGAUCACGUUGAAGUGAUUACGAUCGAUUUCGAUCCGAAUGAAGUGACUUAUUCGCAACUUUUAGACCUGUUCUGGAACAAUCACGAAUACGGCUUGACGACUAGAGUCAAGCGCCAAUAUGCAUCGGUCAUUUACUAUCACAACGACGAACAAAAACGCGUGGCCAGUGAAAGUCUGGAAAGUGAACGUAUCAAUCGGCCAACAGAACAAAUUAUUACCGAAAUCGUUAAGGUUGACACCAUCUAUACGGCUGAAGACUAUCAUCAAAAGUACUAUUUACAAUCUCACAAAGAUCUUGCAAAGACCCUUAGUUUGGAUGAGAAACUGUUGAGAUCAUCACAUGUGGCCGCCCGAUUGAACGGCUAUUUGGUCGGCGUAGGUGGUGUCAAGCAAUUUUUGGACGAGGCUUUGGCUCUUGGCUUGAAUAUUGCACAAAAAGACUAUGUUCGACACUACUGCGAGAAGAACGAAGGCGGUAAUUUAUAUUGCUGAUUUAUUUGCGAUGAAAUGCAACACUGAAAUGCAGUUUCUCUUCAUUUCGCUAUCUUUUUUCUUUUUCUAAUUUUGAAUAAAAUAUUAAGCUCAAUCAUAUCUAGGAUGUGAAAAGUACAAAUUUGAUUUUAGUAAAAUAGACAAAAGAAAAUAGCCCAUGUAAUUAUGUUUAAGACAAUCAAAAUUUUUCCCCACAUUGAUCUUAUAUGAAUAACAAAUUGUUAUGAAAUUUUAAGUUUUUGGAUAUAGUAUUAUACGAAUGUAAGAAUAUAAGACGAACAAAUAAUAAAUAAUAAUAGGAGUUUAAAUAAAACAAAACCAAAAA
This is a messenger RNA of Sitodiplosis mosellana (orange wheat blossom midge), 1208 nucleotides long. RefSeq names its product peptide methionine sulfoxide reductase-like. Bases 197 to 883 code for a protein of 228 amino acids. The transcript is spliced from 4 exons. NCBI's taxonomy places the organism in Eukaryota, Metazoa, Arthropoda, Insecta, Diptera, Cecidomyiidae. The record is from RefSeq and is a predicted model, not a curated record. Gene Ontology annotation, molecular function: peptide-methionine (S)-S-oxide reductase activity.